GCGCUUUGUACAACUACUAAUACCAUUACGAAAUACCUAGAGGUAUCCGCUGCCACUAGGUACUACCUAGCUAUAAAGUAGGUACUACUAGGUAGUAGGUAGUCAAAGACAAGUAGUAAUUGAGGGUCCCUUAGUUGAUGAACGACUUUAAGAUAUUACAUUAGAUUAAACAUGAAUUGCGACAUAGAAGACAUCCAGGAGUGUCCUGCAGACUCGAAUCUUGCUGGAAAAGUAGCAGUUUGUGAUGGGUGCCCUGGAAAGGAUUUAUGCUUAUCACAGGUAAGCCAACCAGAUCCAGAUCAGCAAGUCAUUGACUUACGACUAAAAGCCAUCAAGCACAAGAUUUUAGUAUUGUCUGGAAAAGGUGGAGUAGGUAAGUCAAGUGUUUCUGCAAUGCUCUCCCAAAUGCUGGCAAAUGAUGGGAAAAAAGUUGGACUCUUAGAUGUGGACAUAUGUGGACCAAGUAUACCAUCAUUGUUGGGAAUUGCAGAUCAACCUAUUGUAGAUUCACAGUGGGGCUGGAAACCUGUACUGUCAUCUUGUGGCAAGAUAAAGACUUUGUCAGUUGGAUCAUUGUUAAGUUCAGGAAGCCAAGCAGUAGUGUGGAGAGGACCUCGGAAAACUUCCCUCAUAAGACGGAUGAUAAAGGACACACUGUGGGGCAGACUUGAUGCUCUGAUUGUUGACACUCCUCCUGGCACAAGUGAUGAACACUUGACCAUUGUCAAGCUUUUGGCUGCCGCUAAACCAGAUGGAGCUGUUAUAGUAACCUCACCACAGAAGUUAUCAGCAGGUGUGGUAAGCCGAGAGAUUCGUUUCUGCCAGAAAAUGAAGGUUCCGGUCUUAGGAAUAAUAGAAAAUAUGUCAGGAUUCACAUGUACCUGUUGUUCUGAGGUGACCCAGAUAUUCUCUAGUGGAGCUGGAGAAUAUCUUGCAAAGAAGUAUGGUAUACCUUUUUUGGGAGCAUUGCCACUUGACACAAGAUUAAUUGUAGCACAAGAAAAAGGAUUAAACAUUGAAGACCUACACCCUCAGUCUCCUGUUGUUUUACAAAUGAGGAAGAUCUUGAGAGAGAUUCUGGUUAUGGUGGGGGAAAUAGCUGUACCUCAUUAAUAUAAUAGUAUGAGUAUGUUUAAAACUUUCUAUGCACUGAAAACUUUAUCUCCCAGAGAUUUAUUUCCAUAUUUUUUCAUAUAGUAUAUUUUAUGAGCUAAAGUUGCUGGGGUUAUGAUGAAAACCUCAUCGUCAAAAUUACUUUUGUAGUCUGUAUUUGAUAGGAAAUACAAUGCUUUUGAAUUCAAGUUUUCCUAGAAUAUAAUGGAUUUUAUUCAUGCCCUUAAAGGUGGGGCCAAGGUUAUGCACACAUUAUAAGCAGGCAGUAUAUAUAACCUCCUUGGGAUGAACUGUUGACCACUAAAGUACUAGCCCAGUGCUUUGUUCAUUCAGUUUCAGAAGGCAUCAAAGAGAGGGGCCAGAUAUGCAAUGGCAUAUGCAUGGUAUUGCAUCAUGUACCACUGCACACCUAACUAUAUAACCUGUUCCCUCCAGCAGUGUGGUCCUUUGGGCCAGUCUUGUGAGGUAAAUAAAUGAUCUCAGUUAUCUGCUUAAACUACAUACUUGAUAAUGAUAAGCAGUUAGUGGACACUUUUAGUCCUCUCUGAUGGGUCAAAGGUGGUGUACACAUUAUAAACAGCAACAAUACCUGAAAAUAGAUGCUAAUAGUAACCUCCUUCUUUGGGGAUUUGAACCAUCGACCACUUAAGCAGUAAUCCGUUCAACUGUUGGGAGGGGGGGAAAAUCAUAGUAGGUUUGGAGUGGUCACCUUGUGACCUAUGGGUGGGGAGAAAUAAGUUUUUCACUUCUUGUUGGUGGUGCAAGGAGUGGAUGAAGUCACAUGCCAUUUAGUUCCUCUCCUUUUAAUUCUUCUGUAGCUAAAUGGACUAAGCAUCAAUUUGCUGCUUUAGUGGUCAUGUAUGAGAGAUAAGCUAAUCAAAUAUAUCAGACAAAGAUACAGAAUGAUUACAUUAUAAACAAAAAUGUUCAACUAAUUACAGAUUCAUAGAUCAGAGCUUAUGAAGAGGUAGCGGUUUUGAACUAAAAUUUAAUGUUUAUAAUGAAACCAAUUUUUUAACUAUACAGUAGUGCCUCAGGAUACGAAAUUAAUCAGUUCCGAAGCGGCCUUCCUAACUUGAUUUUUUCCUAUCUCGAACUGCGUUUUACAUGUAAAUUGCCUAAUUCGUUCCAAGCCCUACAAAAAUACCACAGUAAAUUUUAUAAUAAAGCUAAAUUGACCAAUAAACAAUGAAAUACAACAAUUUGGACCAU
This is a messenger RNA of Macrobrachium nipponense, 2325 nucleotides long. RefSeq names its product cytosolic Fe-S cluster assembly factor NUBP2 homolog. Bases 172 to 1113 code for a protein of 313 amino acids. The record is from RefSeq and is a predicted model, not a curated record. Lineage: Eukaryota; Metazoa; Arthropoda; Malacostraca; Decapoda; Palaemonidae. Gene Ontology annotation, molecular function: ATP-dependent FeS chaperone activity; ATP binding; iron-sulfur cluster binding. The transcript is spliced from 9 exons. Gene Ontology annotation, cellular component: cytosol. Gene Ontology annotation, biological process: iron-sulfur cluster assembly.